Molecule: messenger RNA, 1212 nt
Organism: Pteronotus mesoamericanus
Lineage: Eukaryota; Metazoa; Chordata; Mammalia; Chiroptera; Mormoopidae
Gene: PRSS50
Product: serine protease 50
Exons: 6
Coding region: 1-1212 (403 amino acids)
Biological process (GO): proteolysis
Molecular function (GO): serine-type endopeptidase activity
Source: RefSeq, a predicted model, not a curated record
AUGGAACCCUGGUGCAAGACCCCAGCCCCUUCCCUGAUCCAGGCUGGUCUCCUGCUGCUGCUGCCGCUGCUGUUCAGGCCGGAGGGUUGCUUGGGCGCAGGCGAAGUCUUGGAGACACUCUACACUGCUGUUCCCCGCGACUCUGGCUCCCCCUGUGCCCCGAGUGCCACCUGCCCCUCAGGGGGUCCUCGCCUCCCCAGGCAGGUCCCUGCCGUGCCGACCUUGACCCUGCCUCCCUCGACCCAGCCUCCCUCGACCCAGCCUCCCUCGACCCCGCCUCCCUCGACCCCGCCUCCCUCGCAGAACCCGGGUUCUCCAGUCGACGUUGACCUACUGCCCAGUGAGUACUGUGGACUCACGCCAUCGGCCUGCGGCAUGUCCCAGGAGCAGGACCCCACCCUCAGGGACCCAGAGGCCGUGGCUCGGCGGUGGCCAUGGAUGGUCAGUGUGUGGGCCAACGGCACACACGUCUGCGCAGGCACCCUUAUUGCCUCCCAGUGGGUGCUGACCGUGGCCCACUGCCUCAUCGGGCAUGAUGUUACCUACUCAGUACGGGUGGGGAGUCCCCAUAUUGACCAGGUGGCUCAGACGACCUCCGAUGUCCCGGUGCGCCAGUUCAUCGUGAACAGCCGGUUCCGGCCCCGUCGCUUGUGGUCCUGGGUCGGCCAGGCCAACAACAUUGCCCUCCUCCAGCUGGAGUGGGCCCUCAAGUACAGUAAAUACGUCCGGCCCAUCUGCCUGGCCGACAUGGACUACGUGGUGAAGGACCAGUCCUUCUGCUCUGUGACGGGCUGGGGACUCCCUAAGGUUAACGGCAAAUGGCCCCAGUCCCGGACCAUUCAGGAGAAGGAAGUCACCAUCCUGAACAGCAAGCAGUGUGACGGCUUCUACCACAAGUUCUCCAAAAUCCCCUCGGUGAUUCGGAUCAUCAAUUCCCAGAUGCUGUGUGCGGAAGAUGCCGACAGGGAACAGUUCUGCUAUGAAAUAAGUGGGGAGCCCCUGGUCUGUCUAAUGGAGAACACGUGGUACCUGGUGGGAAUGGUGAGCUGGGGCCCUGGCUGCGGGAAGAAGGAGGCCCCGCCCAUCUACCUGCGCGUCGCUGCCUACAAACACUGGAUCUGGGAACGUGUGAACGGGCAGGCUCUGCCAGCGCCAUCCGGGGUCCUGCUGCUGGCACUGCCGCUGCCCCUCAGCCUCCUGGCUGCCCGCUGA